CGCUUCCAUCUCCUCUGAAUUCCUCCUUCAUCCCUUGAUUUCUUCAUUGAUCACCUAUUCGUUUCUGUGGUCAGUCACUCGACCACGUUGCGACCUGACAGAAAUCCUACAUUUCUUAGCGAACCACUCCUUAGCAUCCCUGUCCACCAUGUCCGAUCACCAGGAGAAGACGACGACUCCGGUCGUUCCUGAGACACAGCCUGCUACCACCAUUACUCCUGAGGCCCCUCAGCCCGCGUCUGCUGAGUCUGCUACCGCUGCUGCUGCUGCUGCUGCUACUACUACCACCACCACCACUGACGCUAUCGCUGAACCUCAGCCGGAGAUGACGACCGAGGAGAAGACGGCCGCGGAACCUGCUCAAAUACCCGCCGCCGCUACCGCUGCUGCUCCUUCUAUUCCCGCCACCACCGAAGCUCCCGUUACCGAGACUGCUCCCGCUCUGGAGGCAAAGAAUGAGGAGGAAGUAGCGAAGGAAGGACCUUCAAAGGAUGGUGUCAAAGAGGAAGAACCCAAGGAAGAACCUAAGGAGGAGGCCAAGGAGGAGCAGCCUGCUCAACCGGAAUAUCUGGUUAAAACCCCCGCUCUCGCCGAAUUCUUCGAUCGCCUGCCUGCCAUUCUCUCUGCGACCGGCCAUGCUGAGAUGUGGGGAGUGACCUUGAAGGACUUCAACGAUAUCCCCACGGUCAACGUACUCAUUAAAUUCUUGCGCGCCAACGAGGGCAAUGUCAAGCUGGCUGAGGAGCAGCUCACCAAGGCCCUGCAAUGGCGCAAGGAGAUGAACCCCAUCGCGCUGACUGAAGGUCAAUACAAUGCUGAGAAGUUCAGUGGUCUUGGCUAUGUGACCAAAUACACCGAGGCGAACGGACAGGAGAUUAUUGUUACGUGGAAUAUUUAUGGAAGUGUCAAGAACGUGGAAGCUACGUUUGGUGACUCAGAUGAGUUCAUCCGGUGGCGUGUGGCACUCAUGGAGCUGGCAGUCAAGGAUAUGAAGCUCGCCGAGGCUACGACCGUGAUUGACUAUGAGGGAGAGGAUCCCUACCAGAUGCUCCAGGUCCACGACUACUUGAACGUCAGCUUCCUCCGCUUGAACCCCAACAUCCGCGCAGCCACCAAGAAGACAAUUGAGGUCUUCGCCACCGCCUACCCCGAACUGCUGCGCGAGAAGUUCUUCGUCAAUGUUCCUGCCAUCAUGGGCUGGAUGUUCGCCGCGAUGAAGGUUUUCCUCAGCAAGAACACUACGCGCAAAUUCCACCCCAUCUCCAACGGCGCCAAUCUGGCUCGGGAGUUCCCUGCUCUGAAGGAUCAAUUUCCUCACUCUUACGGCGGCACCGGUCCCGCCUUGCACGAAGGCGGCUAUACCGUCAAGUUGGAACAGAGUGCUCCUGUUCCCGCCGCGGCUCCCGAGCCGACGCCGGACGCCGAGGGCUCAAAGGAAAUUGCAACCCCGGCUGAAGAAGUGCCAGUUGAGGCGCCCAAACAGGAGUCCUCGACCGCGGAGCCUGUCAAGGCGGACCCUACGGUGACGGCUCAGGAGACGUCCGCUGUGGGGGUGGCCAGAUGAAUUGAGGUGAUCGAGAAGUUUAUGGUUAUGGAAGGAUAGAGCAGGAUUGAUACCCGGAGGACUUGGUAGAUUGAUUUUGUCGUGUUGUUGUCGUUGUGGUUGUUUUUGCAUACUUGAUACCUCAGAACCAUUGGGCUUGCGAGCCCUGGAUUGGAGAUGUUGUCCUCCAGAUCAGUAGUAAUCUUUAAUCAGGACCUGAUGUCUCUUGCCAGAGGAAUGUUGGGGACGUUGAGGACGUUAGGGAUGAUUCAUAAUAGUACCUGAGCUAUGUGAC
This is a messenger RNA of Aspergillus aculeatus ATCC 16872, 1838 nucleotides long. RefSeq names its product CRAL/TRIO domain protein (gene sfh5). The transcript has 2 exons. Gene Ontology annotation, cellular component: plasma membrane; cortical endoplasmic reticulum; cytosol. Gene Ontology annotation, molecular function: phosphatidylinositol transfer activity. Bases 149 to 1564 code for a protein of 471 amino acids. Gene Ontology annotation, biological process: regulation of exocytosis; Golgi to plasma membrane protein transport. Lineage: Eukaryota; Fungi; Ascomycota; Eurotiomycetes; Eurotiales; Aspergillaceae. The record is from RefSeq and is a predicted model, not a curated record.